Messenger RNA from Gryllus bimaculatus (two-spotted cricket), 2304 nucleotides. NCBI's taxonomy places the organism in Eukaryota, Metazoa, Arthropoda, Insecta, Orthoptera, Gryllidae. The record is from the annotation of a GenBank genome assembly.
ACUGUCUUCGAUAUCUUCCCAACUCUCAAGAACGUCUUCACUGGCAGCCAUAUUAAGGGCAAGCAAAGCCUCUUGGAUACUCGAAUGCAGCAGUUUUCUUACUAAGAGAAAAGGAAAGCAGCUCAAAAGGGUCUUGUUACAAAGUAAAAUUAAAAGAAACUAGGAUUGCAACAGUAGCAACACACUUUGUAGCUCAUAUUGGUUAGCGCCAUUCAUCGUUAACAACUUUAUAAUUCAUAAUUCCUGUAACUAUUCCAAGGCGCCUUUUCAUGUGCCUCUACGCGAAUCCUUCAAAUCGUCUCUGAAUUGUACGGAAAGAGAUUUUUACUGCUGAUUUUAGCAUGCCUGGUGUUUUCACAAAUGAGAAAACCUCACGUUAAAACACUCAUAUUUGGCUGCGAACAAUUGUUGAGAGAAAUACCCCUCUAUGCGUAACCAUUUGUUAAGAAGAAAUUUGUUUAACAUUUGACAGCUAAAUGGCGCGUAUUACAAUAGAAGAAAGUGGCCAUUAAUUCCUGAACAUUUUGUAAAAUCUUUAGGAUGGGUGUCUCGACUAGUAUGUACAGAACUUCAUUCCCCUUUCUUUUCGAAACAUUCCUAAUUAGCAUAAAUGUCUACGUAGCGACUAAAGUUGAUAACCUUGAAACAACUGACAACAAAAAUGUCAAGCGAACACGAUGCUGCUGUUCUGAACGUUAUUUUCAAUCCAGUCUUACCAUUAGAUGACAACAGUGAUAAAGGAAUUUUACACAUGAAAGAUAAUGACGAGGAUGAUAAAACACUUUUACCAAUCAAAGCAUUGGAGAGGGAUGGUAUAGAAGCGGCAGAAACGGGGAAUUUUAAUGCUGCUCUGAAAAUAUUUUCAAAAGUUAUUGAAGCUGCCCCCACCAGGGCCUCAGGAUACAAUAAUAGGGCACAAGUCUACCGUUUGAAAGGAGAAACUGAAGAUGCUGUGAUGGAUUUAAACAAAGCUAUUGAAUUGAGUGGUGGUCAUGGAAGAUCUGCCUGUCAAGCAUUGUGUCAAAGAGGCCUCAUUUUUUGGAAAGGUGGUCUUACUGAUGAAGCUAAGAAAGACUUCGAAGCUGCUGCAGAUCUUGGUAGCCAAUUUGCAAAAGCACAACUUGUCAAACUCAAUCCAUAUGCUGCUCUGUGUAAUCAAAUGUUGCAAACUGUAUUCAAUAAUUUGUACUCAUAAACAUUUGCAACAUAUAGAAAUACUUCAGAAACUAAUUGAAGAAUAAAUGGGAAAUAGGGUGAAUGUAUAUACAUUACAGGGUCAUUUCUAAACCGAAUAUCUUGGUGAAGGAACUAAUACAAUGCAAUGCAAUAUACCUGAACAUAUGUAAUAUAUAUUUCUUGUAUUAGUAUAUAUUUUUAUGUCAAUUAAAUCAUUAAGGAUUGAUAUUGCACAGUACAGCUCCUUUAAGAUACACAGUUUAUUAGAAUUUACAGGUUAUACACUAUAUUAUUUGCCUUUGGAAUCUCAAUUGUCUCUUUACAGAAGAUUUAUUACAUUUGUAUAGUACAGAACUUGAAUAACAAUUCACGACAGUAACAGCCCUAAAACCCAGGCUGUAAUUAAGUAAUAAAAUAAUAACCAUGAGAUUUUCUUUUGGAUUGACAGAUCCAAGAGUUCCAAUUCUAAUGCUACAUUAACAGCACCAUUUAUAUCAUCUUACAAUUUGUAAUAAAAUGUUAUCUAAUUUUCAGCAUCAUUUGCAAAACCAUGUCUUCUUUUCCCUUUCAUCAGUGCACCAAUAAAAACAUUCUGAUAAUACAAUAACUUUUGGUAAACAAAUCCUGUUUUGUAAGAGAAUGAUAAAUUUUAUUUAAAACUGCAUGUUGGGCAAGGUUCAAACUAGUGUAAUACACAGUGAAUCAAUUAAUUAAUUCUGUGCAAAUAUAAACAUACAGUUACUCUAUGUACAUCACAACAAAUACAUACAUUAAGAACUGGAAUGGCUAAGAUUGAAAUAAAAUAUAAGGCUAAUCAUAACAUUUCAAAGGAAGCAUCUUGUUUAAAUUCUCAUGGAGAUGGGAUACUUUGGUCUGGUCACAGCUUUGGUCCUUGUUCUGUUCAAUGGACAAAUAACAGAUAAUAGCCUCAAGUAAAGCAAUAUGCAGUUUUCAAUGCUAGUAUAUCACUGUUCCCAUGUCAUAUAUAGAUGUAAUACAAAAUAUUCAAAGAAAAAUAUCAAUGUUGGUUUCUGAGUGGAACCUCAAAAUUAACAAAAAAAAAAAAGAACUAGAAAAAUUCUAGACACAGGACCAGAACUCUGAUGCUAUCUAUCCAGAUGUUCAACC